CAGGCAGCAGCAGCAGGCGGGCACAUCAGCAGCAGCAGCAGCAGCAGCAGCAGCAGCAGCAGCAGAAGAGCAUCUUCCUCAUCCUGGUCUCCAGUGUCUUCUUCAGCUGCCAGUCCUCUCUGUGCAUCCCCGACUGAGGUUGAUCCACUGCCCGGCUGAAGUGUGCAGAAGCCUCCUCCACCAACCCAUCACCACCAACACACACUUUCUCUCCGGGUUAUUCCUAGCUCAGCCGCCGAGAGAGAGACUGUGUCCUUCCGGUCCUCCUUCUCUCUCUCUUAUUUAUUUAUCCUCAGUUUCUUGAAUAUUUCAUGGAAAAUGGCGAUCUGCGCGCAGUCGUACGGUAUCUUCUGCCUCUUCACAAUGCAAACUGUACUUAUCAUAUGCGUCUCCACGCCGACAGACGGGACCCACCUCUUCCCACAACACUACACAAUGAUUCACUGGGCCGGACGCAUCGAGAAGGAGCUGGAAAAGGUUCUGCAGCACGUCACCGGGACUCAGCAGAUGAGAUCGAUUUAUAAUGAGAAGAAGAGCCAGUUUGAAAUCAAGAGAAACAACCCCAAGGACUUGGUGGAGAGAGUGGCACGGGACAUCUCCAAGCUGCUCAACAGUAAGAGGAAAGCCCUGGAGAAACUGGCCUGGGAGGCGGAACAGCUUCAGAAGGAGCAUGAAUGGCAAGACGGUGUGACGGAGAAUGCCAUUUCAUACUACGAUUCCAAAGCGGAUUCAGACUAUACGGAGGAUGGAGAAGAGGAGAACCCGCUGGAGAGCGCGACGUCUCUGGAGCUGGAGUUUGUGGACGAUCCCAAUUUUAAAAACAAGGUCAACUACUCUUCCAGUGCGGUCCAGAUUCCUACAGACAUAUAUAAAGGCUCCCCGGUCAUCCUGAACGAGUUGAACUGGACCCAGGCGCUGGAGAGGGUCUUCAUUGAAAACCGCAAGGAGGACAGCUCUCUGCGCUGGCAGGUGUUUGGCAGUGCCACAGGAGUGACUCGAUACUACCCAGCCACUCCAUGGAGGGCUCCUAACAAGAUUGACCUGUACGACGUCCGCAGAAGACCUUGGUAUAUCCAAGGUGCAUCGUCUCCAAAGGACAUGGUCAUCAUUGUGGACGUGAGUGGAAGUGUUAGCGGACUCACUCUGAAGCUGAUGAAAACCUCCGUGGUGAAGAUGCUGGAAACUCUAUCAGAUGAUGACUAUGUGAAUGUGGCCAGGUUCAAUGAGAAGGCCGAUGCUGUCGUUCCAUGCUUCAGGACUUUGGUCCAAGCCAAUGUUCGGAACAAGAAGAUCUUCAAGGAGGCCGUCGGGCAUAUGCAAGCCAAAGGAACCACAGAUUACAAGUCUGGCUUCACGUUUGCCUUUGAACAGCUUCUCAAUGAGAGCAGCGCCCCGAGGGCCAACUGCAAUAAGAUGAUAAUGAUGUUUACAGAUGGCGGGGAGGAUCGUGCGCAGGAAAUCUUUGAGAAGUACAACUGGCCCAACAAAACGGUGCGUGUGUUCACCUUCUCUGUUGGACAGCAUAAUUAUGAUGUCACCCCUUUGCAGUGGAUAGCUUGUGCCAAUAAAGGUUACUACUUUGAAAUCCCAUCGAUCGGAGCCAUCAGAAUCAAUACCCAGGAGUACCUGGAUGUCCUGGGUCGGCCCAUGGCGCUGGCUAAGAAUAAAGCAAAGCAGGUGCAGUGGACAAACGUCUACCAGGAUGCUCUGGGUUUGGGUCUUGUCAUCACUGGGACGAUGCCGGUCUUCAACCUCACUAUUGAUACUGUGAGCUCUCAGAACCAGCUCAUCCUCGGAGUCAUGGGAGUCGAUAUCGCAAUCAACGAAAUCAAGAGGAAGACACCUACAUACAGACUUGGAGCCAAUGGCUACACCUUCGCCAUCGACCCGAAUGGCUACGUUCUGCUGCAUCCCAACCUGCGACCCAAAAUCAUUAACUUCAGGGAGCCUGUCACUCUGGACUUUCUGGAUGCAGAGCUGGAGGACAGCAACAAGGAGGAGAUCCGUCGACAGAUGAUUGAUGGCAAACCAGGGCAAAGGAAAAUCAAGACGCUCAUUAAGUCAGUUGAUGAGAGGUACAUCGACGAGGCCAUGCGGACGUACACGUGGACGCCUGUGAAUGGCACAGAUUACAGUCUAGGGUUGGUACUGCCCACAUAUAGUGAGAACCACAUCAAGGCCAACCUGAGUGACCAGAUCCUUCAGGUGCAGUUGCCAUACACCAAGGAUUUUGAAUCACUGCUGCCAAACAGUUUUGAGUCUGAAGGACAUGUAUUCAUUGCUCCCAGGGAGUACUGCAAUGAUCUGGAACUGUCCAACAACAACACUGAGUUCCUGCUCAACUUCAUUGCUCUCAUGGAGAAGGUGACACCGGACUCCAAACAAUGUGACAACUUGCUCCUUCAUAACCUGAUUCUGGACACUGGCAUCAUCAGGCAGCUGGUCGAGAAAGUGUGGAAGAAUAAAGACUUAAAUACGUAUGGCUUUCUGGCCGUGUUCGCUGCAUCAGACGGAGGUGUAACGAGAGUGUUUCCCAACAAGGCUGCAGAAACCUGGGAGGAAGACCCUGAGCCGUUUAACGCCAGCUAUUACCGCCGCAGUCUCGACAACAAGGGCUACAUCUUCCGAGCGCCUUAUCGAACAGCCCGGGACGAGCUGCUGAACCCAGAGAACGACACCAUAGGGAUCCUGGUCAGCACGGCGGUGGAGAUCACAGUAGGAGGGAAGACCAUCAAACCUGCAGUGGUCGGAGUGAAACUAGACCUUGAAGCCUGGACGGAUAAGUUUAAGAUUCUUGCCAGCAACCACACAGACAACCAUCAGGGCUCAAACACGUGUGGACCAAACAGAGGUUGUGAAAUGGACUGCGAAGCCAACAGUGAGGAUCUCCUGUGUUAUUUAAUAGAUGAUGGUGCGUUCCUAAUCAUGUCUAAUCAGAAGGAGGACUGGAACAAGGUUGGCAUGUUCUUCAGUGAUGUUGAUCCCUACUUGAUGCACGCACUCUACAAUAAUUCCUUCUACAACCGCAAACAGUCAUUUGACUACCAGUCUGUGUGUGAACGGAUGCCCAAUAGUGAAGCUGGAGCUGCACCCAGAGGAGUGUUUGUGCCCACAAUUGCAGAUUUUGUAAACGUGGCUUGGUGGACAUCAGCAGCUGCAUGGUCCUUGUUCCAACAGUUUAUGUAUGGACUGGCUUAUCACAGCUGGUUCGUCACAGAUGAGGUGGAUGCAGAAGGAAUCGACUCCUCCAAAGAGCGGAGUUGUGUAAUGAUCCAGACGCAGUACUACUUAAGUAAUCUCAGCAGCUCCUACAACAUACUGCAGGACUGUGGCAACUGCUCCAGGCUGAUUCAUGCCAAGAAGAUAAACAACACCAACUUGCUGUUUGUGGUGGCAGAGAAGAUGCCAUGCAACACCUGCGAGAUAGAGAAGCUGUCCCAGGAGGAGGAGGAGUUCAAAGAGGAAAAUCCAUGUGAAGAAAUGGCGGUGGCACGCUAUCGAAAAGGACCCUCCACCUGCUUUGACAAUAACAACACUGAGAACACGUCAGACUGUGGACGGGGACACUCCUUCAGUCCGUCUCUCUACACCUUACUGCUCAUUCAGCUGCUCCUGCUUUAUCCAGCCGUCAGCCCCCACUUCCACUCUCUACUACAUUAAUUACAUUUUCCUCCACUUAUCCUCCUUUUAGCCCUCCCGACCCUAGAACCCUCCGACCCCAACUCCGACCUCCAUGCCCCUCUGCCCCCCCCCACCCCACACCCCCGAUAUAGUCAUAGGUAAUAAUGGGACUUCCCUUCACGGCUGGUUGGAAGCCCUGAGUGCCGCGCUACCCAGCUCGCUUCAGUUUGUGUCGCUUAGUGACAACUGCCGGACGUUUGCGUCCUCAGCCAGUUAACCUUCAUCUGCAGGAGGACUGGGUGGUGCUGGACCACCUGGAUCAUCAGAGGCAACGUCACCCGUCACCUGUCCACCCCCCAUGACCACCUCCACCAUCCGGAGAAGGGAGGGGAAAGAGGACAGGCCGAUGUCCUCGUCGCAGACCUCCCGCCUCAUACAGACUGGAGAGUUGAGGUCGUCUGUCCGUCAGACAGACGGUGGGACUUCUCCUUCUUUUUGUUCUCCUCCAUCUCAGAGUGUCGCCACUCUGUCAUUCGCCUCUCGUAAGAGGCCGUGGACCAUUCAGCCAGUUAUAGCCACCUUAAAAGAAAACAACAGACAAAAAAAAGAACUGUCAAGUAUACAACAUGUCAAGUAUAAACCGCUGAAGUGAUGAGUAUUCCAAACAUACAGUAUAUUUAGGCUUUGAUCUGAAAAGGAAAGUCGUUAGGUGUUUAUUUAAAAAAUAAUUAAUUUAUGCACUAUAUCUACUUGCCAAAAUGAGAUAGACUUUCAUGUGGUCUUAUUUUUUAUAGCCAAAACACGAGGAGGAAAAUGGCUUCUGAUUUAGAUUUAGGAUAAACCGCGAGAGGAAGAAACUAAACGCUGAUUCAUUUUGUUGCGGCGCCUAAUUGCAGAUUAAUGCUUUUAAAAGACGUCCACUGGGGAUUAUUGUAUUGACUCGAUGGUAAUCGCAUUCCUUGAAGUGUUUUUUCCUCAUAUUUAAAGCUAGCGCUAUCUGGAUCACACGCUAGCGACAGCUGUAAAAUAUGAAUCAGUGUUCGGUGACUGCAGAUUCAGAGCAUCGUUGAUGUCGUGUAUUAUUCUCCUUUGUCGAUCAAUCGACCAUUCUGACCUCUGGUUUUGGACUGAUGUUAAAAAAAAAAAAAAAAAAUCCCUGUGCUCUCUGAUGCGAAAGCUCACCUCUGCCAAUCCUCAUGAGGCUUCUCCAGUAACCUCUACUAACGCUCCUAAUCCCCAUUUGUAUAUGUGUGCUUUACUUCUGGUCCCACUAGACAGACACACAAAGAUCUCUGCCUCAUGACGACCGUCUCAUAGCGGGUGGGUUUUUUCUUUUUCUGUUUGUUUUCUGGGCUUGUAUUACCUUUUGACUGAUGCUGUUCAAAACUUCAAAACCAUUCGCUGCUGGGGGAUAGGGGCUUAUCAACAUUUCCAGCAAAAGUGCAGAAGAGGCAACUAAAUAUGGUGAUCACGUACAGUAGUAGUCUGGUUGUAAUCCGUCACAGCUCAUCAUUUGAUCAUUACGAUGUUUAGGAGCCGCUCUGUUUCAUAGUGCCUUGAUGCACUUUGUUUUGGACCACAUCGGCUGUAUAAGAGUAGAGCUACUGUAUAGUACCUUUAUAGAGCAGCCAUCUUUGAGGCUUUGGAUAACGCAGGAGCCUGUGAGACUGAAUCUGUCGGCUAUAGAAAAUAGCUUUACACGGAGCCAUCGCACUGACCGGCUCUAGCUUAAUGUAUUUACCCUCUCGGCUGUGGUCGCUCCAGAGCCACCUGACUGCCAUCAUAUGGAGUUACUAUACCGUUCCUUUACUAAGCCAUGUAUAGAGCUAUGAUCCGUAUACAGCGACUUAACUGGCCAUAGAGCAUUUUUAGGGCCACCUGACUGCUAUAGUUCUGCCUGAAUCGUAUGUGUUUGUGUGUGGAUGCGUGUGUGUUGUUAGUUUGCGUUAAAAACCCUCAAAGGGAAAUGUCUUUAAAAUGAGUUGUGGAGUGUGUGAGGGAUGACAGUUGUGGUAGGAAUAGCUGUUUUUUCUUGUUCAUAUGUUGCUAACGGACAAAAACCCAGUGUUGUCGUGGAUGAAAAAAAAAACGGGAUUUCACUGAAACAAAAAGAAUCCGUCUUUAACCAUCAGUCUGCCUAAAUGUUAAUCUAAAGGGAGCAGAGGAAGAAUGUGUAGUUCAUCAGUGUUUUCUGCUUCAAAUGCAACAUAGCUAACAAAGCCUCUCUAAAUGCCUUAGUGUUACACAGAGAACGGAGCUGUGAUACGUUUCCCUCCCUCAUGUACACUCACGUACACACACUGCUAAGUCCUCCCAAAAUAGUCACUCCCUGGGUUUUCUUGGUGUUCCGCAGUAAGUAUAGUGAGCUCUAAUUUUGUAUUUUUGCGUCUUGGAAUGGUUCGUUAUUGAUCGAUGCCUGUUUUGAUUAAAUGCUUGAAAGCCAAGUGGGAGUUUUAAAUUUCAAAAAGCCUCCGAACCUUUCGAUGUUCACGCCCACCCGAACCUCACCGUAUUGCUCAAGUGGGACGACGACUCACGCGACAAUUUGAACCUUAACCACACACUCUGUACAGUCGUUGGUACUAUUUGAUGUGACAAACAUGCUGGCACAGUAACUGCAGUGCGGCUCCGAAACAAAUCAGAAAGACUUUUAGAAAGUUUCAAUUUAAAAGUAUUAACAAAUUUGGCUCCUUUAAGUGUUGAGUAUCAUCUGAUGCCGGAUGCAGUUUUACUUUUCUGGCAUUUGUUUGUCUCUGUCCUGUGCCAUUUAAUUCUGUCUGUAUUUCCCUAUUUCCACCGUCUGUAAAUGAGCGCUACACGUGCCUGUGGAAAUGUACCCCCUGCAACUUCCUCUCUUUUUCCUGGCUCUAUGCGCUUACAGUCCUCACACACAAACUAAAUAUGUAGACCUACAGUUUUUUUGCACCUGCACCGAGACAUUAUGCACAACACACCUAUAAGCGAACAUGUAAUGACACGUAUUUAUGCCCAGCUGGGAGAUGUCAAGCACCAGGCAGAGGUAAGCCAAGGACGUCACUUCCCGGGUGUUUUUUUUGGCGAGCGGGUGGAAUGUCAGAGGCAAGCUCAGGGAGUGGGUCUCCACAGAGCAGCAUGGGCCCGUCCAACAGGAGGUCAUGGAGGAAUCAUGUAGUGACCUCUGUGUGUGCAUCCCGACGGGAAAAAAACGUCUUCUGAGGGGACCACACGUCUGAUUUCUGUGGUUUGACAAAUUUACUUUUGCCAAAAAACAAAACGAAAAAAAAAAAAGAAAAUUGGACCAGCUUGGGGAUGAUGAGAGGGAGGGGUCAGCUUUAGGACAGGACCCUAAAAUAAGUAGGGGAUGGUUUUCAUAAAGCCUCUCGCCCCCUCCCGACCCUCGCUGCAUCUGUGUUGGUGCGUCUCUGUGGGAAAGACACGUGUGUAUGUGAUUCUGUAGUCUGUAGUCUGGUGCUAUGUGACCAUGUUUGACAAGUGUGUAAAAAAAUAACAGCAACAUUUAGAGAAAAAAAAAAAAGAGUAAAAUCAGUCGAAUUUUAAGUGACGUUAUAAAAAAUAUAGGAAUUCAGCACUGUUGAUAAGUUUGAGAUCUGAAGUCAAAAUGUUUUCAAUUAUUUUUUUGUUUUUAUUUUCUUGUGCGUGUGUGAGUGUGAAUGUUUGUGUGCGUGGAAGAUUUAGCUCCUUCUUUUCUGGGCACUGGUCCAUGUCGCUCCAUUCUUUUGUACAGAUGAAGCUAAAAAAAAAAAAAAAAAAAGAAGAGGGCAAAAUUUGUAAAAUAUUGUGUCUGUGACUCCUUGUAAAAUAUUUUCAAAUUGUUUAUUACAGAGAAUCAGUUAUUAAAUAAUGUUCAUAUUUUUCACUUCA
Messenger RNA from Sebastes umbrosus (honeycomb rockfish), 7482 nucleotides. RefSeq names its product voltage-dependent calcium channel subunit alpha-2/delta-2-like. Bases 319 to 3660 code for a protein of 1113 amino acids. The transcript has 39 exons. The record is from RefSeq and is a predicted model, not a curated record. Lineage: Eukaryota; Metazoa; Chordata; Actinopteri; Perciformes; Sebastidae. Gene Ontology annotation, cellular component: voltage-gated calcium channel complex. Gene Ontology annotation, molecular function: voltage-gated calcium channel activity.